Molecule: messenger RNA, 1677 nt
Organism: [Torrubiella] hemipterigena
Lineage: Eukaryota; Fungi; Ascomycota; Sordariomycetes; Hypocreales; Clavicipitaceae
Source: the annotation of a GenBank genome assembly
AUGGUGGUUACAACUGUCGCGUCGUUGAAGCCGAUAAGAAUGCUCAAAGAUAGCAAAGGAAAACUAUACUACAUUGGAGAAUCCGCCUCGCUCAGCUAUCUCCAGGUUGUCCGGCGCAGUGUCGCCGAAACCGUCGGAGCAUGCGCUUUUACUCUCGACACUCUCGGCCACCAGAUGAUUGAAGUCGAAAUGUCUGCCAAUCUUCACGCCAUCCAAUCGGAACCGUAUCUCGACCGCGAUUCUUGUCUUGCACUAGUCCCUCAGUUUGAGCUGGCUGUAAGCGGUGUGCUGGACCUCUUCGACACAGCCUGCAUUCACGCUCGGAUGAUGAUAUGGCUGGACGACCCCAAUAAAAGCAAUACAAAGGAUGCCCCCAUACUGUUUCUCAUCUUAGCCAUUGCAUCUCUCGCUAGUGCGGCCGAUACCGCCCAAGAAGACAAUGCGGAGCGAUGCUUCACCUUUGGCAGGCAACAGGCCAUCCUACGACUCCUCGACUGCCCGAGCCUCGAAACCGUACAAGCAUUCAGUUUGAUCACAUAUUAUAUGAUCAUGUCCUGCCGCUGCAAUGGCGCUUUCACCAAUCUUGGCAUUGCCGCGCGGACAGCUUACUCCCUCGGCAUUCAUCGCCACGAGACCAACAGCUCCUUUGCCCGCGAAACGGGUAUCGCCCGCGAGAGAGCUUGGAAGUCACUCCGGGUUUGUGAUCUCUUUCUUAGUGCCACAAUGGGAAGACCACCCGCUACGUCGGAAACUGAUUGCAACAUCCCGUGGUCUGACCUCGCGACCCUAGCCGAAGACCCGGACAUCUCCGUCCAACACCAAGCAGCAUCGGCUAUUUUCCGUGUUUGCCUCAUUUUUGAGCGUAUUCUCAUUGAAGUGUAUUCGCAAAAGACAAUGUCUCUUGAUCUAGCCGCCAGUAUCUCCAGCCAGCACCGCGAGUGGUCCGAGUCGCUGGCGGCCAUGCUCAAAGUCGACCGGCUCGUCAAGACAGAAACAAGUAUGGGCCGUUCUGCACAGAAGCUCGGAUCACAUAUCGUAUCCAUGGCCUUUUAUUAUUCUCUCAUUCUUCUCUCACGGCCAUUCCUCGCGCACUAUACCAGCGCAAGCCAUACUACCGAAGAAUGGCUACAGGAUACGUCGCCCGCCAGCAUAGCGAUAUAUGCCGAUGCGUGUACGGAUGCAGCUAUCAAAGGCAUCCAGCUGGCGAGCAACAUUGCCUUUGAUGACAGAAUGCCCAAGAGGCAGCCCCUUAUCAUUAAUAGUGUCUUCAUCUCUGCUUUGUGUCUUGGUCAUGCGCACCUGGGCGAUUACGACCAGCGAGGGUGGCCUAUCCGAAGCAGCCUUGACACAGCGAUAGCCAUACUCCAGAGACUAAGUGGUAGAAAUCCCCAAGCGGCAUGUUAUGUAGAAAUCUGCGAACACUUGCGUGAAGCCACUGCGAUGCAUGUACAGAAACGUACCAAGACGCUGCUCAAAGAUACAGAAGAGCAGCUGCGCAGCGUGUUUGGCGAUGUACAAUCAGCACUAAAUCAAUGCGAUGCUGAAACUGAAGAGGAUAUGUUUGGUGUACAGGAAAAUCAUGACGAUGGCUUGUUUCUUUUUUCGGCCCUCGACUUUGACUAUCCAGGCGAUUACCCAGAUCCAGAUACCGCGCAAAUAUGGGAACCCAGUUUCUAG